GCGCCGGAAGUACCUCGGGGACUGCCGGAAGUAUCUCCGUGACUACCGGAAGUGCCGCUCUGCGCCGCGCCAUGGCUGGGAGAAGGCGAUUUAUUUAGGACUCUUGCCCCUUCUAUCCCAAUGGCACACAUCACCAUAAAUCAGUAUUUGCAACAAGUGCAAGAAGCUAUUGACAGCAGAGAUGGACAGUUUUGUGCAGAAUUGGUAUCAUUUAAACAUCCACAUGUGGCAAACCCAAGGCUUCAGCUUCCAUCUCCAGAGGAAAAGUGUCAACAAGUUUUGGAACCACCAUAUGAUGAAAUGUUUGCAGCCCACUUAAGAUGUACUUACGCUGUUGGAAACCAUGACUUUAUAGAGGCGUACAAAUGCCAAACCGUUAUUGUCCAAUCUUUCCUGCGAGCAUUUCAGGCACAUAAAGAAGAAAAUUGGGCUUUACCUAUUAUGUAUGCUGUAGCCCUUGAUCUUCGAAUUUUUGCUAAUAACGCAGAUCAACAGCUGGUAAAGAGGGGGAAAAGCAAAGUUGGCGACAUGCUAGAAAAAGCAGCAGAACUGCUGAUGAGCUGUUUUCGAGUCUGUGCCAGUGACACUCGAGCAGGCAUUGAAGAUUCCAAAAAGUGGGGCAUGUUGUUUCUCGUGAAUCAGCUGUUCAAAAUUUAUUUUAAGAUCAAUAAGCUCCAUCUAUGUAAACCCUUAAUUAGAGCAAUUGACAGUUCAAACCUGAAGGAUGAGUAUAGCAUGGCACAGCGAGUUACAUACCGAUACUACGUUGGACGCAAAGCCAUGUUUGACAGCGACUUUAAGCAAGCUGAAGAGUAUCUGUCAUUUGCUUUUGAGCACUGUCACCGUUCAAGCCAGAAAAACAAAAGAAUGAUUUUGAUCUACCUGCUGCCAGUAAAAAUGUUGUUGGGCCAUAUGCCAACUGUUCAGCUCUUAAAAAAGUACGACCUUAUGCAGUUUGCUGAAGUAACAAAGGCUGUGAGUGAAGGCAAUCUUCUCCUACUGAAUGAAGCUCUGACCAAGCAUGAGACCUUCUUCAUUCGGUGUGGAAUCUUUCUUAUCCUCGAGAAGCUGAAAAUCAUCACAUACAGAAAUCUCUUUAAGAAAGUAUAUUUACUACUCAAAACACAUCAGUUAUCCCUAGAUGCCUUUCUUUUUGCUCUGAAAUUCAUGCAAGUAGAUGAUGUUGACAUUGACGAAGUCCAGUGCAUUUUAGCUAAUCUUAUAUAUAUGGGUCAUAUUAAAGGCUAUAUAUCUCAUCAGCAUCAAAAACUUGUGGUCAGUAAGCAGAACCCAUUUCCUCCUCUGUCAACGGUGUGUUGAGUAUUGUGUCUUACCCAUGCAAGAACAGAUAUGCAACUUGCCCAGUGGAGCUGCUCCUCAUCAGCCAGAGAACAUUAUAAAUACCUGGUUCAUAUCCAAGGCUGGAAUACCAGGAACUGUGUGUGGCUCCUUUCCCAGAAUGACCAAGGCUGUCGGUGUAACAAAAUGCAUCAACUACUUUUCAGUAGUGGUUUCUGAAGGUUUCCUAGAUCAUUAAGAGUAUCUCCUGAGGAAAUAAAAGCAAAGCAUUCCAAAGAUCUUCCAAAGUACUUAAAAGCUUUUACGAAGUACUUCAUGUUACUAUUUCUACUUUUAUCCUUUGGAAAAUAAAUGAAUUACAUGUGGUAAUCCAUUA
Messenger RNA from Centrocercus urophasianus (Greater sage-grouse), 1675 nucleotides. RefSeq names its product PCI domain containing 2 (gene PCID2). Gene Ontology annotation, biological process: post-transcriptional tethering of RNA polymerase II gene DNA at nuclear periphery; poly(A)+ mRNA export from nucleus; transcription elongation by RNA polymerase II. The coding region runs from base 121 to 1320 and encodes 399 amino acids. The transcript is spliced from 15 exons. The record is from RefSeq and is a predicted model, not a curated record. Gene Ontology annotation, cellular component: transcription export complex 2. Lineage: Eukaryota; Metazoa; Chordata; Aves; Galliformes; Phasianidae. Gene Ontology annotation, molecular function: double-stranded DNA binding; RNA binding.